Messenger RNA from Hibiscus syriacus, 1283 nucleotides. RefSeq names its product prolyl-tRNA synthetase associated domain-containing protein 1-like. The coding region runs from base 120 to 1082 and encodes 320 amino acids. The transcript has 12 exons. Lineage: Eukaryota; Viridiplantae; Streptophyta; Magnoliopsida; Malvales; Malvaceae. Gene Ontology annotation, molecular function: aminoacyl-tRNA deacylase activity. The record is from RefSeq and is a predicted model, not a curated record.
CUCAGUCCUUUACAAUUUCUUGAUGGAACGAGUUAACCUAUGCCAAACUCAUUGCAGAUUUGCAGCUGCCUUUGCUUCAUCCAUUCAUUUCAGCAUUGACUCAUAAACUGAUCAAUACAAUGGGUUAUUCCAAGGACCAGCUGCUUGCUCGUUUAAAGGAGCUUCAAAUAGAAUUUUCCCAGUACGAACAUCCCGUUGUUUUGACAGUUGAAGCUCAGGCUAAAUAUGUUGGGAAUACGGGAGGUUUUCUGAGCAAAAAUUUGUUCUUGAAGGACAAGAAACAUAGGUACUAUGUUGUCUCUGCUCUUGUGGAUACGAAAGUAGAUCUGAAAGUUUUAUCUCAGAGGCUUGGUUUAGGGAAAGGUGGUCUAAGAAUGGCUCCAGAGGAGGCAUUGGGUGAGAUACUUCAGGUUCCACUUGGAUGUGUUACUCCAUUUGCAGUUGUAAAUGAAUCUGCAAGACACGUCUCGCUAUUAUUGGAUCAAGGAUUCAAAUCUCAAGAUUGUUGCAUUUUCCACCCUCUCUCCAAUGACAUGUCAAUCUCUCUGAACUCCCAAGGUCUGGACAAGUUUCUUAAAUCGAUCGGGAGAAACCCUUCAUACAUUGAUCUGGAGGCUAACCCUCCUGUAGGGAAAGAUCAACCACCCGAUCUAGCUACUUUUGUUCCAUCAGAUUCCCCAGUUUUGUCGGAUCUUCCAGAAAAAACACCUUCUUCACAGGAUUCUACUGGAAAAAGUGUUGGUGCUGCUACUAACUCCGCAGCUGUUACAGCAAAAGCUGUUAAGCCAUCUGGUAAUGCACAAAUUGUUAAGGAGAAGCCAGUUGACAGUGUGCGGCCAUCAAUUCCUGCUGCAGAUGCUGGGAAAUUUGUGGAAGAGCUUCUGGAUAGAGCAUCCGCCUUACUGCUUUCAGAAAUUUCGGAGGAUUCCAUUAAGCAACAUGGUGUACAGCUUGGUGAGGUAGCAAACAAUAUUAAAAAAUGUAUUGGAGAAGACCUAAAGAACCUUGCUACCAUAUUCAAGAACACAGCAUAUACAGAAGGGUUCCAUGCAGGUACCCGGUAUCAGCCUAAGCGUCUUUGAACUGUUUUCAACUCUGUUGUACCAUUUUGCUUACCGGAAACACAUUCCAACAAAGAAACAAAAAUCGAAGGGAGAAAUCCAGUUUUCAUGUUUUUCAAGACAUUUGAUAGUAACUAUGUGAACCCUGUUUCUUAAUCAGAUCAAAAUGUCAAUUGAGUACAGUAUUUGCAGGAGAACUAAGGAGCGUUCUUUUGUUAACCA